Drosophila busckii is the source of this 818-nucleotide messenger RNA. RefSeq names its product ER membrane protein complex subunit 3 (gene EMC3). Gene Ontology annotation, biological process: protein folding in endoplasmic reticulum. Lineage: Eukaryota; Metazoa; Arthropoda; Insecta; Diptera; Drosophilidae. The coding region runs from base 66 to 803 and encodes 245 amino acids. The record is from RefSeq and is a predicted model, not a curated record. The transcript has 2 exons. Gene Ontology annotation, cellular component: membrane; EMC complex.
AUCAAAGGGGAAGAAGAAAAUUUAAUUGAACGGCACUUUAUUUUCCAUUUGACAAAGUCCUAAACAUGACAGAACUGCUCAUAGAUCCCGAUAUACGCGUUUGGGUAUUUCUGCCCAUUGUGCUUAUCACAUUUCUAGUCGGUAUUGUGCGUCAUUAUGUCUCCAUUCUUAUAUCCACACAAAAGAAGGCGGAGAUAACCCAAAUAAUGGAUAGCCAGGCUAUGAUACGCGCUCGUUUGCUGCGCGAGAAUGGCAAAUAUUUAAGCGCUCAGUCCUUCUCGAUGAGAAAAAACUUUUUCAAUAAUGAGGAGACAGGCUACUUCAAGACCCAGAAACGCGCGCCGGUCGCUCAGAACUCAUCGGCUAUGUUGACAGACAUGGUCAAGGGUAACUUCAUUAAUGUGCUGCCUAUGGUGGUAAUUGGUGGCUGGAUCAACUGGAUGUUCAGUGGUUUUGUGACCACCAAGGUGCCCUUCCCACUUACUUUGCGCUUUAAGCCUAUGCUGCAACGCGGUGUGGAGCUGGCCUCAUUGGAUGCCGCCUGGGUUUCUUCGGCCUCUUGGUAUUUCUUGAACGUCUUUGGCUUGCGUUCCAUCUACACGUUGGUGCUCGGUGAGAACAAUCAUGCUGAUCAGACGCAAGCACAGGCAGAUGCCAUGACGGGCGCUGCUAUGACAAUGCCGCAAGAUCCAAAGGCUGCUUUCAAAGCCGAGUGGGAGGCUCUCGAGAUAACCGAGUAUCAGAAUGCGCUCAAGAAUAUUGAUGGUGAAAUGUUGAGCUUGGCCAAUGGCAGCUCAUCCUAGCGAUGCCAAAAGAAG